AUGCGGCUGCUGUUCCCCUUUGCGACAUUGCUCUCGUCCGUGGUGUCUCAGAUUUUUGAGCCUGCCGACUUCAGCGUCACCGAGGCUCUUCUUAAUCAAGGUGUCAAUGUCUCCGCACUGCCAGAGUUAGCCGGCCUUGUAGGUCGGUCAUCCAACCUGGCCUGCCACAUCGCCUGUUCUUCGCUGGAGGUCGUCUAUGGCAACAAAUCUGUCGAGUUCCAGGAUGAGGUCGGCUACUCCACGUUCACAUCCAGCUUCUGGUCUGGAAUCUCGGCCGAGGUCAGGCCAUACUGUAUCUUCAAGCCCUCGAGCCCGGCCGCUGUUUCGGUAGUGGUACUUCUGUCUCGGCUAUCAAAGUGUCCGUUUGCCGUCAAGUCAGGUGGCCACAGUGCGUUCGCCGGCGCAGCUACUAUCGAGGGAGGCAUCACUGUAUCUUUCGAGAACAUGAAGGGCAUCGAGCUUUCAGACGACAAGCAGACCGUCGCAGUCCAACCAGGGAAUGUAUGGGGUAAUGUGCUUACCGCUUUGUCGACCACCGGCGUCACAGUCGUAUCUGGAAGAAUUGGUGAUAUCGGAGUUGGUGGACUCACCCUCGGUGGCGGCAUAUCGUUCCUCACGAAUGCGUACGGCCUAGCUUGUGACAACGUCGCUAGCUUCGAUGUAAGUUCGCUGCGCAACCCCACGACAUCGCGCUCUUCUAACAUUGAUCAGAUUGUCACGGCAAGCGGCAUCAUGGUAACGGCAAGCCCAACGACCUUCCCAGACCUUUACUGGGCUCUUCGCGGUGGCGGCAAUAACUUCGGCAUCGUAACCAGCUUCAACCUGACGACAAAACCCCUCGACAAUGAUCAGAUCUGGGGAGGGACCCGCACUUUCACUGAGGACAAAUUCCCGGAUGUGAUCAAGGCGUGGAUGGACCUCACGUUCAACUCGGCCCAAGACCCCAAGGCCGGUAGCUGGGUUGCCUGGUUGGACAAGGGCGUGAAGCUUGCGUCAACCGAACUCUGGUACGGCGCACCAGCUGGUAACGAGUCGGCUAUCCUCGCACCUUUCUACAACAUCACCGCCGUGGCUGAUAGCACGAAAACGCGAGGCCAUGCUUCUUACGUGAUCGACAACGAAGCUACCAACAAGUAUGGGCUUCGUGAGGUCUAUUACGUUAUCUCAGUCAAAGCCUCCUACGAGAUUGCCCAACGCUCUGUGGACAUCUUCUACGAUUCGAUUGGCGCUCUCUCCGCCGUCGAAGGCGCAUAUCCUGUUCUCAUUUGGCAGCACAUCACCGACGGUUCCCUCAAAGGCAGUACCCGCAACGGCGGCAGCGCGAUGGGCUUCGACGCCAACGGCAGCCCUAUCCACAUCAUCCAGCUAGCGUGCUCUUGGAACAACGCUGCAGACGAUGAUACCGUGUACCAGGUCAUGUCAGAUAUCAUGGAGGCGAUCAAGAGCGACGCGGUGAAGCUGGGUGUGCAGAAUGACUGGGUGUAUAUGAACUACGCAGCGAUGUUCCAGGACGUCAUUGCGAGUUAUGGGUCGGACAGCAAGAGCAAGAUGAAGACUGUUGCGAGCAAGUAUGAUCCGAAAGAGGUGUUUCAGAAGCUGCAGCCGGGGUACUUCAAGUUGGAUCGUGCGCCGGUGCCUGAUGCAAGGUACUUUUCGUACUAA
Molecule: messenger RNA, 1662 nt
Organism: Alternaria metachromatica
Lineage: Eukaryota; Fungi; Ascomycota; Dothideomycetes; Pleosporales; Pleosporaceae
Exons: 2
Coding region: 1-1662 (553 amino acids)
Molecular function (GO): FAD binding
Source: RefSeq, a predicted model, not a curated record